CUGCUGGGACUCUAAGUGUGUGUGUGUUUACUACGGUAUGAACAGAGAGAAGAAUGAAAGAGGGACAGAGACAGAGAGCAGAAAUAAGAGCUGCAGUUGGAACAUUAGAGACGGGAGGAGCCAACCAGGCUGAAGAUAUAAACCAAGCCUUUAGAAUAUUCAAAAUGAAAUACCGUGAAGAGAGACAAGGAGAAGCAGACGACGAAAGACUUAACCAGAAAGACAGACUGACUGGUUAGAGAGACAGACUGGUCAGAGACAGACAGACAGACAGUGAGGGCAGGUGAGACAGGUGGAUGGCGAGGACAGACAGCUCCAGAGAAAUGACCUUGUUUGAGAUGUGGAACCACAGGAAGGAGAGAGGAGAGCUGCUGCAGAGAGCCAAUCAGCUGAGACUUGGUCCUUCACAGCUGACGCAGUUGCUAGGUGACAGUGGAGUCCGGGCGGCGCUGCAGAACACCAGGACGGCAUCUCUGCUGCCACCGGUUGGUACGGAGGUCUUCAGACGCCUGACGCCGGCUUCACUGGCACAGAUACAACAAGGCCUAGAUGCCAGAGAGGAGGAGAAAAACAAAGAGGUAGCGAAGGAUGACCCACCCAAACCUACCAGGGACCUAGAGGCCGGGAAGCCCCUCCCAUUCAUCUACAGAGACCCGCCCCCUGAGCUACUGAACACCGCUUUGCAGGAGCUGGAUCCCUUCUACCAAUCACAGAAGACGUUCAUCGUGAUUGGUAGAGGAAACAUUAUCCACAGGUUUAACGCUGAGUCAUCCUGUUUUCUGCUGAGUCCGUUUAGCCCGCUGAGGACCUUCGCCAUUAAGAUCCUCAUCCACUCUGUUUUCCGUUUUUUCAUCAUGGCGACGAUUCUGACCAACUGUGUGUUCAUGACGAUGAUUAAUCCUCCAGCGUGGUUCAAGACUCUGGACCAUGUGUUCACUGCUGUCUACACGUUUGAAGCCGUCAUCAAGGUGGCGUCCCGAGGCUUCUGUUUGGGGAAGUUCAGCUUCCUCCGAGAUCCCUGGAACUGGCUGGAUGUCCUGGUCAUCCUCUCGGCGUGUGUGGAAGAGUUUGUUUAUUUAGGGAUAUCUCCAAUUUUUCGAAUCCUGAAGAUCAUCCCACUUAUUCCAGGUCUGAAGAAGACUGUCAGAGAUCUCGCCCAAUCAGUGAAGAGACUCGCUGGCGUCAUUGGCCUGAUGGUGUUCUGCCUCAUCUUCUUCGCUCUGAUUGGUCAGCAGCUCUUCAUGGGAGCUCUGAUGAACAAAUGUGUCAUGUGGACUCUGGCCACCAACUCAGGAAACACCGAGUUCGAUUUCAACGAAUUCAAGAUCAACCAAUCAAACCAUUACUACCUGCCUGGUGAAUGUUAUGCUCUGCGGUGUGGAAACAGCUCUGAUGCAGGGCGCUGUCCAGAAGGUUUCACCUGUCUGAGGGCUGGGAGUAACCCAAACUAUGGCUACACCAGCUUCGACUCGUUUGGUUGGUCUCUGCUGUCUAUGAUCCGCCUGAUGAGCAAAGACUUCUGGGAAAACCUGGUGCACCUGCUGUUACGAGCAGCAGGUAAAUUUGCCGUGAUCUUAUUCGUGGUCUUGGUCUUCCCCGGCUGCUUCUGCGUCCUUAGCCUGGCUGUGGCGGUGGUUGCCAUGGCGUGCAGUGAAGCCGGCGUCUCCGAGGCCACAGACAGAGAAGAAGAGUUCAGUCGGAUCGUUGCUGUGCUGAAGAGGAGAGAGGAAGAAGAAGAUGGGAGGGAAGCCUGCAGGGCGGCGCUCUCAGAGGAUCAGGAAAAUAACAUGGAAGGUGUGGAUGAGAAACAGAGGACAUGUCCUCCAUGUUGGUUUGUCUUUGCCAACUUCCUGUUGAAGUGGAACUGUUGUGGCUGUUGGCGGUGGCUCAAACAGCGUCUCUACGCCUUCGUCACCAACCCAUUCUUCGACCUCGGCAUCGUUGUCUGCAUCGUCCUCAACACUGUCUUCAUGUCCCUGGAUCAUUAUCCAAUGACAGAGAAGUUUUGGCAGAUUCUGGUUGAAGCAAAUCUGGUCUUUUCAGCGAUCUUUGCAGCUGAGAUGGUCUUAAAGCUGGUGGCCAUGGACCCAUACGGAUACUUCCAGGUGGGCUGGAAUAUCUUCGACAGCAUCCUUGUCGUCUUGAGUCUGCUGGAACUGUUCUUUGUUGUAGAUUGUCCUUUUUUAAUUCUGCGAGUGUUGCGGCUGGCCCGCUGGUGGCCAUCCCUCCACAUGUUGAUGAAGGUCGUCUGGAGGUCGCUGAGCGCUCUGAGAUACCUGACGCUCCUCCUCUUCAUCACGAUCUUCCUCUUCUCCGUGGUCGGCAUGGAGAUGUUCCAUGACGGGUACGGACGCAACUUCUGCAAAAUCUCGUUGGACCGCCAGCUCCCCCGCAGGCACAUGGCGGACUUCUUCCACGCCGUCCUGGUAGUCAUCCAGGCCGUGGGUGGGACGUGGGUGGAGGCCAUGUGGGACUGCAUGGAGGUCUCUGGGGAGACCACCUGUCUCCUGUUCUUCAUGAUGCUUCUGCCCAUCGCUAACCUGCUGGUGCUGUAUCUGUUCCUGACGUUGUUGCUGAGCUCGUUCGAUCAUCCAGCAUCUCCGGAAGAAAAAGAAAAGAACAACCUGCACAUUGCCCUGAACCGGAUACGCAGCGCUGUUCGGACUCUCUUGGGAAAGAAGACCCCCAUCAACCCAGAACACACGGCGGUCGACAGUAAGGAUCACCUGGCUUUGACUGUUGUGACCUCAGACCAGACGGGGUCAAAGGUCAAGACCCUCACCAUCGCCAACACUGCAAAGAUGCCUGAGAAAGAACAAGAGAAAAAGAAACAUCCUGAAGAUGAUGAUCGAGGAAACAGACCUGAGGACUGCUGCAGUGACAAGUGUCUCCGUUGCUGUCCCUUCCUGGACAUAGACACGUCCCGGGGCUCAGGGAGGAUCUGGUCUAACUUCAGGAGAGCCUGUUUCUGCAUCGUACGACACAAAUGCUUCGACAACUUCAUCAUCCUCAUCAUCCUGCUGAGCAGCGCCACUCUGGUGUUUGAGGACAUCCACCUCCACCACCGUCCGGUCCUGCAGACAGUGGUGCAGCGAGUGGAGCAGGUGACCACCAUCCUGUUCCUGAUGGAGAUGCUUCUGAAGUGGAUCGCCUUCGGACUGAAGAAAUACUUCAGCAACGGCUGGUGCUGGCUCGACUUCCUCGUCUUACAGGUGUCUCUGGUGUCUCAGGCAGCCGCCAUGAUUGGAUAUACUGACCUGGAACGUGUAUCCCUAAGAGCUCUGGGACCAUGGAGGGCCCUGUCUCGUUUCCAGGGCCCAAAGGUGGUGGUUCAGACUCUGGUCCGGUCUGUCUCGUCUGUCUUCAGCGUGCUGCCGGUCGUCCUGGUCGUCUGGUUGAUCUUCUGCGUUUGCGGAAUGGAUUUCUUUGGUGGAAGGUUUUAUUUCUGUUUCAACGAGACGUCAGGGGAAAUAUUCUCACGCAACAUGGUGAACAACAAGUCUGAGUGUUUUGAUCUGGUGAUGCAGAACUACAGCGAGGUCCUCUGGAAGAACCAGAAACUCAACUACGACAACGUGGGGAGCGGCUUCCUGUCACUGCUGCACCUGGCGGCUUCGGCAUACAGUCCGAACAUCAUAAACUCAGCCGUGGACGCCAGGAUGGUGGAGUCUCAGCCCAUCUAUGAGUCCAACCCGUACAUGCAUCUGUACUUCAUCUGUUUCUUCAUCUUCGGCUGCUUCUUCACCUUCAUCCUCUUCAUCGGAGUCAUCAUCAACAGGCUGCAAAGUGACAAGUCGGCAGGGAUACCCAUCUUCAUGACAGCAGAGGAGCAGAAAGUAAUGAAGAGACUUGUGAUGAAACCUCAGAAACCUGUUCCCCGACCUCAGAACCAGUUCCAGGCUCGGUUAUUUGACCUAGUGACUUUGCGGUGGUUCGGCGUCUUCAUGGCGACGGUGAUCUGCCUGAACAUGGUGGUUCUGAUGAUGGAGACGGAUGACCAGAGCAUGGAGAUGGAGAUCAUCCUGUAUUGGUUCCACUUCCUCUUCAUCAUCCUCUUCUUGGUUGAGUUUAUUCUGAAGAUCGUGGGGCUCAGACGCCACUAUUUCACCGAUGGCUGGAACAUUCUGGACUUCGUGGUGCUCAUCGUGUCCAUCAUGGGUAUUUUCUUAAGCGACAUCAUGUGGAUAUACUCCUUGCCGGUCCCUCUUUUCCUUGUGCUCCGAAUGCUUCGUGUCCUCCGAGUCCUCUCUAUCUUCCGCUACGCUCAGGGAACCAGGAAGCUGCUUCUGUCCCUCGUGAUGUCAUUUCCUGCCCUGUUCAACAUCGGCAUCGUCCUCGUCAUCAUCACCUUCUCGUCCUCCGUGUUUGGCAUGUUAACUUUUGGCUUUGUGAAGCGGGAGGCCAUGAUAGACGACAUCUUUAACUUUGAGACGUUUGUGAGCAGCGUGCUCUGCGUGUUUACGAUCAGCACUUCAGCGUCCUGGGGGGGUCUGCUGAGGCCCCUCCUGAACUGGCCGCCGGACUGCGACCCCUUGAUGGAGCACCCGGGGUUCCCGGUGAUCGGUAACUGCAGCUACCCACCGCUCGCCAUCGCCUUCUUCGUCAGCCACCUGUUCUUGUGCUUCCUGCUGCUGGUCCACCUGUACAUCGCUGUUGUCAUGGAGACGCUCGGCUCAGACGACGACGAGCAGCUGAGUGAGGACGACCUGCAGAUGUUUCAUAACACCUGGAGGGAGUUUGACCCCGAAGCCUCGCAGGUCAUACAGUACAGUCAGCUGUCAGAUUUCUGCGAUGCUCUGCAGGAUCCUCUGAGGAUUCCUAAACCAAACUCCGUCAGACUGAUCCACAUGGAUCUGCCUCUACUUCCCGGAGACAGAAUCCGCUGCGUGGACGUUCUGCUGGCUCUCGCCUCACAGGUGGUCGGUGACUCAGAAAAGAUGAACGCUCUCAAAGCCAAAAUGGAGGAAAGAUUCAACCCGUCUAAGGUGUCGUGUGAACCAAUCAGCAGCACCCUGCAGAGGAAACAGGAAGUCGUGGCGGCCACAGUGAUCCAGAAGGCCUACAGGAAGCACGUCCUGCAGGACGGAGAUGCCCAGGAGACGACGGGCGUGUCUGUGGACGCUGGUGGUCACUGAGUUUCUCCGCCACGCUGCUCCUCCCACUUCCUGUCCGAUGAGAACCUGAUGGAGUCAAUCAUAUUUGGUCACCAAUCAGAUCAGAGAUGAAACAACAAGUUAAAGUUGGAUUCUGUGUUCUGGUUCUGGCGGUGGAAACAUUCUUAAAAAGAGAAAAAGAAACAGGAAAUAUUGGCUCCAGAGACCCUACUUCAGGAUGUCAGUAUUAUUAUUAAAAAGAUUAUCCUGAUCCCUUCAGAGUUUACUUCAGGAUGUCAGUAUUAUUAUUAAAAAGAUUAUCCUGAUCCCUUCAGAGUUUACUUCAGGAUGCGGCUCACUUUGAUAGAGAUCCUGGAGACACAGAUUAAAAAUUAACCGAUUGAUCCGGACCAGAGGCUGGCAGUUUGUAAAAAAACAUUUAACUAACUAACUAACUAGCUUUAUCAUAUAUAGGACUUCAUUCUGGAAAUGUUAUGGGAGUGGUUGGGUUUGUUUGUUUUCCUUGUCCUCUGUGUCUGUCCAAGUUGCUGGAGUGGAUGAAAGUAGGUCAAGGGGCGUGGCCGGGCGAUCCACCUACCUGCACGGCUGCUGGCUUUCCUGCAAUCUCUUUCUGCUCAGCUGUUGCUGAUUCUCUCAUCACGGCUGCAGUAUUUAGACCUGGUUGGAACCUGUCUUCGGCGCCAGAUUGUUUACAGCUACCAAAGUGACCUACACCACUCAACCUGUGCCUACGACUGCUGUGCCGCCAGCCUUUCGCUCCUCAACCUUUUCAUCUCCUCGUUUGGAUCCCUGCGAGAGUUGUUUUUGGACACGCCACGCUCUGCCCACGCCACUCCAGUCCUGUCUCCUCCACCAGCGCAGCUGACUGUCUCAGGCUGCUGAGUUUUUGUUUAUGACAUUCAUUAAAGACAUUCUACACGUUUUCCUCCGUGUCUGUGUGUGAUACUCCGUGUUCUGGGUUUUAGCCACAGCCAUAACAGGAAACAGCUUUUCCUGGAAGUAUUACAACUUUAUUCUGAAGAUAUUACAACUUCAGUCUGAAUAUUUUACAACUUAAAGAUAUAAUCAAAUAACUUGUGUACGUAACUUUGCUGGCACAUUAUUUUAGGUUUCUGUCAGCUAAACUUAACUGUUGAUCUUUUGUCAGCUAAACUUUUAACUUUCAAGAGGUUUCUGGGUGAUCUUGUUUUCAGAAAUGUAUUUUCAUUUACAUUAGCAUUUUUAAUACUAAUGUUACGAAAACUAACAUUAGUAUUAAAGACAUAUAAAGUUAUCAUAAACACUAACCUAAGCUUGUUUUACUCAUUGUUGAAUAUUCUUGAUGAUGAUGAUGAUGAUUGAACUCUAAAUAAAGUGUAACUGAAAAUGAAAGAA
This is a messenger RNA of Perca flavescens (yellow perch), 6488 nucleotides long. Its product is annotated as sodium channel protein type 4 subunit alpha B. The transcript is spliced from 32 exons. Bases 297 to 5135 code for a protein of 1612 amino acids. Gene Ontology annotation, cellular component: plasma membrane; voltage-gated sodium channel complex. Gene Ontology annotation, molecular function: voltage-gated sodium channel activity. The record is from RefSeq and is a predicted model, not a curated record. Gene Ontology annotation, biological process: neuronal action potential; membrane depolarization during action potential; sodium ion transmembrane transport. Lineage: Eukaryota; Metazoa; Chordata; Actinopteri; Perciformes; Percidae.